Messenger RNA from Mesitornis unicolor (brown roatelo), 1092 nucleotides. It is a transcript of the gene LYAR, whose product is annotated as Ly1 antibody reactive. Gene Ontology annotation, cellular component: nucleolus. The transcript has 8 exons. Lineage: Eukaryota; Metazoa; Chordata; Aves; Mesitornithiformes; Mesitornithidae. The coding region runs from base 1 to 1092 and encodes 363 amino acids. Gene Ontology annotation, molecular function: DNA binding. The record is from RefSeq and is a predicted model, not a curated record. Gene Ontology annotation, biological process: negative regulation of transcription by RNA polymerase II; rRNA processing.
AUGGUCGUUUUUACAUGCGAUGCGUGUGGGGAGUCUGUGAAGAAAGCACAAGUUGAGAAACAUGUGAACAUCUGCAGAAACUGUCAGUGCCUCUCUUGCAUGGAUUGUGGGAAGGAUUUCUGGGGUGAUGAUUAUAAGGAACAUGUGAAGUGUGUCAGUGAAGACCAGAAAUACGGUGGAAAAAAUUUUGAAGCCAAAACUAACAAAGGAGAUGCUAAACAGCAGGAGUGGAUUCAGAAAAUUCACGGAAUAAUGAAGAAGCCAAACAUAAGCCCAGAAGUGCGGAGUAUUCUGGAGCAAAUGCGUGUCUUUGAUAAUAUUCCAAGAAAAAAAGUGAAGUUUCAGAAUUGGAUGAAGAACAGUUUGAGAAUCACUGACAGCACUUUGCAAGACCAGGUGUGGGAUAUUUUCUCUGAAACAACCAGGAAUAUUUCAAGUGAAAAAGGACAAGACAAAUCACAACAGAAGGAAGAGGGGCAGUCUGCAGAAACGGAGGAAGAAACAAUGGCAGAAGAAAAUGGAAUCACAGAUGAUAAAGUUGAGAGGAAAAAGAGUAAGAGAGAACGAAAAGAAGAGAGACAAAAGAACAAUAAGAAGGAGAAAAAAGACUUGAAAUUAGAAAACCAAACAGAAGUAAAAAAGAGUAAAAAGUCUAAAAAAGUAAAGGAGAGCUUGGAGAAUGAACUAGAAAUAAAUGGAAAUGGCCAUCAGAGUGAAAUAGAAGAGGAAACAAAUGUAAAGAAACGCAAACAUAAACAUGCAGAAGAGGAACCUCAUAUUACAACAAAGAGAAGGAAAACUGAAAACGUUUCAGAAGACAUGAAUACAGAAAACACCAAUGGCAAUGAAGAAAAUGUGGGAACAGAUAGAGGUAAAUUCAACUGGAAGGGAACCAUCAAAGCUGUUCUGAAACAGGCUCCAGACAAUGAAAUUUCAAUUAAAAAACUAAGAAAAAAGGUUAUAGCUCAGUAUUACGCAGUAUCUGGUGAACAUCACAAAUCGGAAGAGGAUAUUCUAGUCAUAUUCAAUAAGAAAAUGAAUAACAAUCCCAAAUUUAAAGUUUUAAAGGACAAAGUUAAACUCCUGAAAUAG